AUGGCUGCACAGGACGAGCUCAAUCAGCUGGAACGUGUGUUCCUGCGUUUAGGUCAUGCAGAAACAGAUGAACAGUUGCAGGACAUCAUAUCCAAAUUCCUGCCACCUGUUCUGCUUAAACUCUCCAGCGCCCAGGAGGGUGUCCGCAAAAAAGUAAUGGAACUGCUCGUUCACGUCAAUAAAAGGAUCAAGAGCAGACCCAAGAUUCAGUUGCCCGUGGAGACACUCCUAGUGCAAUACCAGGACCCAGCGGCCGCCUCAUUUGUCACGAACUUUACUAUAAUCUACAUAAAAAUGGGCUACCCAAGACUGGACGUGGCCAAACAGUGUGAACUGGCUCCUACAUUGCUUACGGCGAUGGAGGGCAAACCAGAACCUCAGCAAGACAGCUUGAUGCAUUUGCUGAUUCCUACGCUGUACCACAUGAAGUAUCCCACAGAACCGUCUAAAGCAUCGCCCUUUGUUCUGACUGAGAAACCCAAGACGGUCCACCAGCUGCUGGAGUUCAUGCUCGAUGUGCUCCUAAUGCCUUAUGGCUUUGUGUUGAAUGAACCACCCAGUCGUCCAGCUCCUUCCUCGCCACAAGGCGCUGUGGCAGGAGCAGCAGCAGGACAGAACCUCCCUCAGCCUCCUCCUGGGAUGAGCCUGUAUGCUGUCAAAAGGGUCAUUGGAGAGGCUCAGUGGAGCCCUGAACAGCUGGAGCAGUGUAAGCUAGGGAUCGUGAAGUUCAUCGAGGCGCAGCAGGUGCCUGAAGUGGAGACAGUCGUCCACCUGGUCAUCGCCUCCAGUGACACCAGACACAGUGUUGCCACGGCCGCCGACCUGGAGCUGAAAAGCAAGCAGAGCAUCAUUGACUGGAACAAUCCACUUAUAAUUAACAAGAUGUUCAGAGUUUACUUGGGCGACAUUCCACUCAAAACAAAGGGUGCUGCAGUAAAGCGAGAGCUGAAGCAUGAACCGGUUAGCACCAGAGUAAAGCUGAAGAUACUGCCUCACCUUCUCCGCUCCAGACUCGCAGCAGAGUGUUUCCCUGCAAACAUCCAGGUUGUCUAUGAUGGUCUGUUUGGAGCCAACUCCAACAACAAACUCCUGUCUCUCACUCUACAGUUUGUGCACCAUAUUUGUGUUGUGUGCCCCGAUACUAACAAGCCACUGGGUCUGAUGCUGUUGAAUGGCCUCACCAAGCUUAUCAAUGAGUACAAAGAGGAUCCGAAAUUAUUGUGUGUGGCCUACUCAGCUGUUGGAAAACUUUCAAGCCGAAUGCCACAGCUCUUUACUAAAGACAUAGCUCUGGUCCAGCAGUUCUUUGAAUCCAUGUGCAAGGAGGAAGCUGAUGUGCGAUUGGCUAUUCAGGAGGCUUUAUCUAUGAUGGUCGGUGCAUAUGUCAACCUGCAGGGGGCACUCCUCAACCUAAUGGAGGCACUGGUGGCCGCUUACAUUGGAAAGCCUGAGGUGCAGGUGCGUCAGGUGGCGAUGAAGUUUGCCAGCAGUGUGUUUGCGCCUGAUCAUGUGCCGUCCAGAUACCUGUUGCUCCUGGCAGCGGGAGACCCUCGUGAAGAGGUGUGUGGAGAGGCCCGCCGUACUCUGAGAUCUCUGUCGUCUAAGAGGACAGAGAAAGAGGGAUCCAAGCCCAUGCCAUCCUUUCCAGAGAUGGUCAGCUACAUCCAGGAGAAGGCUUCUGAGAGAAUGAAGAGUCCAGCCAAAUACAUUAUUGGAACCUCAACACUUCCUUUUAACCCUGCCACAUUUGAAGAGAUCAUUCUGUACCUCAGGAUGUGUCUGGCUCAUAGUGCUGGAGCCACACCGACUUCUCAGAGUUUGAUUGAUAUGCAAGACGACGCCCCGCUUAUUGGACGCUACAUUCGAUCAUUGCUCGCAAAUGAGGCUUCUCCCAAAGGAUGUGAGACCAGUCCUGUGCAGGUCUACAUGGAUCUUCUACAGCAGCUUCUGUCAGCUGUUGGAGGUAUUCCAGUGAUGUAUUGUCUUUUGGAGGUGGUGUCUGUCUGCCCUCCGAAACUCGCUGCCAGAUUUGCUCACAAAAUCGAUUGGAUAAAAGGUCUAAUGAAUACUAAUAAGGAAGAUAUGCGAGAGCUAGCUGCUCAGCUCUAUGCUGUGGUUGUCUCCACCAUGUCUGGCAACGAGCUCAAAACAGCUGUACAAAACCUGAUCAAGAUCACCAAAGACGCUCACAGUCCCGAGACCCAGCAUGGAGCCAUUUUGGCUCUAGGCUAUAUGGUGGGCAGGUAUAUGAGCCGGAGGCGUGGCUUGAUCAUGGGUGACACCCCAGACCUUGAUCAAAUGAGUGCCACAUCCAGGGAGGAUGAGGAGCUGAUCACUAUGGCAACCAAAAUUAUCGGGUCAUUUCUGGAUAGUGGGUCUCCAAUGCUCACGGUCGCUGCAGUAACAGCUCUGGGUGAGAUUGGUCGUAAUGGUGAACUGCUGAUACCAGGAGACGGAGAUGGCUUCACCAAACUCAGCCUUGUGGACAACCUGCUCGCCAGGAUACCAUCAGGCAAAGAGACCGGAAAGAUGAAGGAGCGUGCUAUCCAGACACUUGGGUUCCUUCCAGUAGGAGAUAGUGAAUUCCCCCACCAGAAAAAGCUCCUGCAAGGCCUCAUGGAUUCAGUAGAGGCCAAGCAAGUUGAGCUGCAGUUUACAGUAGGAGAGGCCAUUACUGGUGCUUCUAUAGGAACCUGUUCUGGAGCUGCCAGAGACGUCUGGACUUGCACUGAAGACCAGUACUGCCCUCCUCAAAAUGUGAAGAAUAAUGAUGUGGUGCCCUGGGUGUUGAGCUCCAUCUUGUCUAAGUACAUAGUGAGUCAGAACCCUCAUGUGCGUCAGGCUGCCUGCAUAUGGCUGCUCUCGCUAGUGAAGAAACUGAGUGAGCACAAAGAGAUUCGGUCCCAUCUGAAAGAGAUUCAGACAGCCUUCAUUUCCAUCUUAUCUGACCCAGAUGAACUGAGUCAGGAUGUGGCAUCUAAAGGCCUGGGUUUGGUGUACGAACUCGGAGGGGAGCAAGAUCAGCAGGAACUGGUGUCCACUCUAGUGGAGACUCUUAUGACUGGAAAAAGAGUCAAACACACUGUAUCAGAGGAUACUGAGGUCUUUCAAGGCGAUGCUCUUGGUAAAGCACCCGAUGGACAUGGCCUCUCUACCUACAAGGAGCUGUGCUCAUUGGCUAGUGAUCUGAACCAACCAGAUCUUGUUUACAAAUUUAUGAAUCUGGCCAAUCACCAUGCUAUGUGGAACUCCAGGAAGGGGGCAGCAUUUGGUUUUAACAUCAUUGCAGCAAAGGCAGGGGAGCAGCUCGCUCCUUUUUUGCCUCAGUUGGUGCCCCGCCUCUACAGGUACCAGUUUGACCCCAACCUGGCCAUCCGGCAAGCCAUGACCAGCAUCUGGGAUGCCCUCGUCACGGACAAAAACAUUGUUGAUAAAUACUUGAAGGAGAUAUUUCAGGACGUCAUAUCCAACCUGACCAGUAACAUGUGGAGAGUUCGGGAGUCAUGCUGUUUGGCUUUGAACGAUCUGAUCCGUGGAAGGCAGGCAGAUGACGUCAUUGACCACCUGACAGAAAUCUGGGAGACGCUGUUCCGGGUUCUGGAUGAUAUCAAGGAAUCAGUAAGAAAAGCAGCAGACUUAACUCUGAAGACCCUCAGCAAGGUGUGUGUGAGGAUGUGUGAAUCAACAGGUGCAUCUGCUCAACGAAUAGUUGGAGUGCUGCUCCCAAUUCUGUUGGACAAAGGCAUCGUCAGCAAUGUAGCAGAAGUGCGCUCUCUCAGUAUCCAGACGCUGGUUAAGAUCAGUAAGACAGCAGGCAACCGCCUAAAGCCCCAUGCCCCCCGUCUCAUCCCUGCUUUGCUUGAGGCACUGAGUGUGCUGGAACCUCAGGUGCUCAACUACCUCAGUCUGAGAGCCACUGAGCAGGAGAAGAGUGCAAUGGAUACUGCCAGACUGAGUGCAGCCAAGUCUUCACCCAUGAUGGAGACUGUUAACAUGUGUCUGCAGCAUUUAGAUGUGUCAGUGUUGGGAGAGCUGGUCCCCAAACUCUGCGACCUGCUGAAGAGUGGAGUCGGUCUUGGAACUAAGGGUGGCUGUGCCAGUGUGAUUGUCUCUCUGACAGUACAGUGCCCUCAAGAUCUCACACCUUACUCAGGUAAACUAAUGAGUGCACUUCUUAAUGGAAUCCAUGACCGCAGUGUCGUAAUCCAGAAAUCUUUCGCCUUCGCCAUCGGUCAUCUGGUCAGGACUGCAAAGGACAGCAGUGUGGAGAAGCUUCUGCAGAAGCUCAGCACCUGGUACUUGGAGAAAGAAGAGGUGGUGUACAAGUCUUCAUGCUGUCUGACCGUGCAUGCCAUCAGUCACUACAGUCCUGACGUGCUGAAGGCUCAUGCAGGCGUGGCCCUGCCGCUGGCCUUCCUGGGAAUGCACCAGCAGACUGACGAACAAGGAGAAAGUGCUGACGCCAACCUGUGGGCUGAGGUCUGGCAGGAGCAUGUGCCUGGCAGUUUUGGAGGAAUCAGGCUGUAUAUGACAGAGCUGAUAGCCAUCACCCAGAGGGCUUUGCAGUCUCAGUCGUGGAAGAUGAAGGCUCAAGGCGGCGUUGCUAUGGCCACCAUUGCAAAGCAACAGACAGGUUCUCUGGUGGCACCUCACCUGGGUAUGGUGCUGAAUGCACUGCUGCAGGGACUCGCAGGACGCACCUGGGCAGGCAAGGAGGAGCUGUUAAAGGCUGUUGGAUCUGUGGUGUCAAAAUGCAGCGCGGAACUAAAGAAGACGGUUGCAGGUCAGCCGAGUGUACGGCAGGUACUGGACCUGGUGCUGAAGGAGUGUAAAAAGGAGAGUCUAGUUUACAAAAUGGCUGCCCUGCGCUGUGCAGCAGACAUUUUAGAGGCUACUGAGGAGGACCGCUUUCAAGAAAUGACAGAAAUUCUGUUCCCACUCAUCAGAAAGAAUCAACCUACAAGCGCUGGUUCACCCAAACAUGAUGAUGACGACGACGAAGAAGCAAAAGAGCGAGAGCUGCGGAUGGAGGUUCUAAUAUGUGCAUUUGAGACCCUCGGAAAAGCCUGGCCCAAAACUGCACAGAUGCAAAGUCGGUAUCAGGCAGAGGUGUGUGGGCUGAUGUGUGAUAGACUGAAACUGAGCACGUGGAGGGUUCAGCUGGGUGUCCUGCAGUGUAUGAAGGCUUUCUAUCAAAGGUUACUGCUGUUAGAACAGGACCAGAAGAACUCCGGAGUACUGACUGAGCUUCUGUCAGAAACCUGCACUGCACUCGCAUCACCACUAGAAAACAGAAGUUACUCGUCUGUAAGAACUGAAGCCUUGUCCAUUCUGGAAUUGCUACUGAAAAGAAUCGAAGAGAGCGAUCAAUGGGACUGCCUGGCUGAGAAGAGUCGGCAACAGCUCCAGCGUUCUCUUGCUACCAUGGAAACAGACCUCCGUCCUGAUCUGAAGGACAAAGCCCAGACGCUGAGGAGGAAAAUACAGGGCCUGCCUUAAAGCAACUUAGAAAGACUCCUAGAAUCUGCUUUCUCCACUGCAGUCGUAACCCACAGACCAAACUCGCACCUAAUUUAUCUGCCAAACCAGGUUACCAAAUCCAGAUUAUGCACAGUCCCAUUCAAGUUAAAUUGAUGUUUGCCAAGCAAAACUUUUAAAACAUCUUCUCCUGACCUGAUUUUGUGACCCUGUAACUUUCAGCAGUCUCAAAGAUGUACAGUUGGGACAUGCGUAUAUGAUGUGCUUUUAAAGGCAGCCAAUUUGGCUCAUUUGCUUUUACCAGUUUCUUAUACUCACCACUGUUUGCCACUACCUGUGCCAAGUGCAAGGCCACCGUUUGGAUAAUUUUCUACUCUCCUGAAUGGCAACGUCUUAUUCUGCGUGUAUGGUGAGAUUAGAACCUGUCAUCUAGCCUUGUAUGUAUUACUGAAGUUACUGAACACUAGGGAGAUGCAUUUUAAAGAACUCAUUGCAGUCAUUGGGUCUAAUGUCCCCACGCAUCUGGGUUGUCUUAGUCAAGCGCUAACUGCCACUUUGAAAUAUGUUUACCUGCACUGAAUUACUCAACCCUAAAUGGGUGGCGUGACUACUGCAGCUUGCUUAGGCCUCAUUACAGUUGAUUGAUGCUUUGUUUUCCCGCAGUCUUCUCUUUCAUCAGUAAUAGAGCAGAUUGGUGUACACACAGCCAAAGCAGCCGAUUUGUUUUUUGCCUCCCAUCCUUGUUUUUUUUAUUAGUCUUUUUAGAAGUGUCAGUGAAGUAAAAGAGAUGGAGGAAUGAUGCCAUACAAAAGCUUUGGAAUGUGAAAUUAAAAAGGGACUUGAUUAGAGGCAUUUUGUGUGUGUAAAGGAAAUCUUCAUGUAAAUUAGACUAAAACUUUGCCUUUACUGAUGUUUGCAUGUUACAAGGUGUGGUGCGUAAAAAAUAUAUUUUCAGAAACAACAAAGA
Molecule: messenger RNA, 6445 nt
Organism: Pygocentrus nattereri (red-bellied piranha)
Lineage: Eukaryota; Metazoa; Chordata; Actinopteri; Characiformes; Serrasalmidae
Gene: ecpas
Product: Ecm29 proteasome adaptor and scaffold
Exons: 49
Coding region: 1-5499 (1832 amino acids)
Biological process (GO): proteasome assembly
Cellular component (GO): cytoplasm; nucleus
Molecular function (GO): molecular adaptor activity
Source: RefSeq, a predicted model, not a curated record